Molecule: messenger RNA, 1440 nt
Organism: Limanda limanda (common dab)
Lineage: Eukaryota; Metazoa; Chordata; Actinopteri; Pleuronectiformes; Pleuronectidae
Exons: 3
Coding region: 577-1080 (167 amino acids)
Biological process (GO): negative regulation of smoothened signaling pathway
Cellular component (GO): Golgi apparatus; ciliary membrane
Source: RefSeq, a predicted model, not a curated record
UUUUGCAGUGAGAGGACAGCAUCGUCUGCGGAUCACAGACUCUUUUGAGUUUCUCGGUUUAAAGGAGCCACUCGACUGGAACUCAGAUCGUGGGUGACGGGAUUAUAAUCUCAGAUUGAGUUGGAGUGUGGACAUGGCUGCUGGCUGCUGUCUGUGCGCGUGCACAGGAGGGGGGGCUCGAUCUCUGCAGAAAAUAAAUCGCGUGCAUGCGUGAAGCAAAACCUCUCAUGUGGAGAUUCGAGCAGAAUUUAAAGUUCUUGUGGUUUUCUGGAUUCAUCACGGGGAUGCGGUGGAGGAUCCGGCGGGGAUAGGCGACCCUCGAACCCGGGCAGCGGUCCUCACCCUCCGGGCUGGAGAAGGGAGUCUCCCCGCAGCACGGGCUCAAGCGAGAUGCGAGGACGAGUAGUGGACCGACCCCCUCAUCAUCAUCAUUAUCAUCGUCAUCAUCAUCAUCAUGAUCAUCGUCACCAGGAUGAGGAGACCUGUGCCGGGGCUGUAGGUCACUGACGUGUCCAUGUCCCCGGGAGGUGGGACCGAGGCGCACGAACCCUGUGUCCCGCACCUGAGGGCACCAACAUGGAUAAACUCACCGUGAUCUCCGGGUGCCUCUUCCUCGCUGCGGACAUCUUCGCCAUCGCCAGCCUCGUCAACCCGGACUGGAUCAACACCGGAGAAUCAGCUGGCUCCCUGACCGUGGGUCUGGUCCGCCAAUGCCAGACCAUCCACGGUCGAGAGCGGACCUGCAUCCCUCCGCAGCUGCCCCCGGAGUGGAUCACCACGCUCUUCCUCAUCUUACUCGGCAUCGUCUCCCUCACCGUCACCUGCGGCCUGCUGGUGAUGUCACACUGGCGCCGCGAGGCCAGUCGAUACGCACGAUGGAUCGCCUUCACAGGGAUGGUCCUGUUCUGUAUGGCCGCUCUCAUAUUCCCCAUCGGCUUCUACAUGAACGAGGUCGGAGGUCAGCCGUACAAGCUGCCCAACAACACGGUGGUGGGCUCCUCCUACGUGCUCUUCGUUAUGUCCAUAUUCUUCACCAUCGUGGGCCUGCUGUUUGCAGGGAAGGUUUGCUUACCUGGCUGACCCAAGCCGACCCUCCUGCUCAGCUGGAGGUUACUUCUCUGUGGCAGCGUGGAAGUAUCGUGCAAGUGCGUUUUUUGGAUGAUUUGUCACAAUCGGUGAAAUCAGAGGAAGAACAAGCGCAGAAAUGGCCGUCGUCCUCACCCGUCCUGAACCGUGAAGCGUUGAACAGUAAGCAACACAGAAAGAAACUUGAUUCAAAUGGAUGAAAACAUCAGGACUUUAAAGGAUAAUAUCCAGCAUCAUAAGAAUGAACUACAGCUGACAACUCUGCUCCUUUCUUCUCAUCCAAACAACCGAUACGCACAUUUUGAGAUGAGCUGGAUAAAUCAAACCGACACUGGCAAAACAUCAGCCAGUCCC